This is a messenger RNA of Colletotrichum destructivum, 951 nucleotides long. RefSeq names its product Putative short-chain dehydrogenase/reductase SDR, NAD(P)-binding domain superfamily. Lineage: Eukaryota; Fungi; Ascomycota; Sordariomycetes; Glomerellales; Glomerellaceae. The record is from RefSeq and is a predicted model, not a curated record. The transcript has a single exon. Gene Ontology annotation, cellular component: endoplasmic reticulum. Bases 1 to 951 code for a protein of 316 amino acids. Gene Ontology annotation, molecular function: oxidoreductase activity.
AUGGAUUCACCCGGAUUCCUCCCAGCAGUUGGACUCCUCGCCCUCCUUGCCGUCGCCUACAAUCUCUCCUGGCCAUUCUUCCCCUUCGUCCGCAAAUCCGCACUCGACCGCUACCGCAGAACCGUCAAUGGAAGGCCCGCGUGGGCCCUCGUCACCGGCGCGAGCGACGGCAUCGGCAAGGGCCUCGCUGACGAGCUCGCCCGCCGCGGCUUCAACGUCGUCAUCCACGGCCGCAACGAUGUCAAGCUCGAGGGUGUCAGGCACGACCUCGCCGCGCGGCACCCGGGCCGGGAGUUCCGGAUCAUGGUCGGCGAUGCCGUGGCCCUAGGCGCUGGGGCGGCGCCAUGGGACGUCAUGCUGGCGCCGCUCGAAAACCUCAACCUGAGGGUGCUCGUGAACAACGUCGGCGGCGUGCCGAUGGUGCCCGUCAUGCGGCGGCUGGACGAGUCCACGGUGGGCGAGAUCGCGGACAACGUGCACAUGAACGCCCUCUUUCCGACGCUGCUGUCCUCGAUUCUCUUGCCGAGGCUCACGGGCCCGGCGGAGCCCGCGCUCGUCGUCAACGUGGGCUCGCUGGCCGACGUGGGGCCGCCGCUGCUCUCGUUCUACGGCGGAAGCAAGGCGUAUAUGAAUGUGCUAUCGACGAGCAUGGCGGAGGAACUCGCGCUGGACGGCGUAGACGUGGAGGUACUAGGCGUGAGGGUCGGGCCCGUGGCGACAAGGACGGAGCUGAUGCAGCCACGGGUGUUUUGGCCUUCGGCUGAGACGAUGGCCCAGAGCAUCCUGGACCGGGUCGGGUGUGGACGAGCGGUUGUGGUGCCGUACUGGGGGCAUGCGGUGCCGAUGUUGUUUCUAGACUUGAUGCCGACGAUGGUGCAGGGCCCGUUGAUACGGAUGAUGAUGGGGUGGUUAAGGUAUGAAGAGAAGAAGAUGCGUAGCAAGGAGAAGUAA